Messenger RNA from Microthlaspi erraticum, 420 nucleotides. Lineage: Eukaryota; Viridiplantae; Streptophyta; Magnoliopsida; Brassicales; Brassicaceae. The record is from the annotation of a GenBank genome assembly.
AUGUUGAGAGGUGAAGGAAGCAAGGCAGCGUUCACAAAAAGGGAGAUAACAAGAGGAGCAAGGAGAAUGCUUAAGACACUAACCAAGGAAGAUGAGGAAGAGAUUGAGAGGGGAGAGAGUGAUGACUCUUCACAAGAGGAAGGAGGAGAGGUGAAUCAAUUGGUUGAGGAGAGUGAGCAUGAGAGCAACGAGAAUGUGCCCAUGGAAGAGGAGGAGUCAGAGGAAGAAGAGGAUGAGCUCCCCAUGUACCAAGAGCAUUAUGAUGCUCUCUUCUCCAUGGACUUUGUGGAGACCAAGUACCCACAUGAUGACACAAUGAGGGCUCUUGGGAUCUUUGAGGAUGUGGAGCUAGUCCUCAAGAACAUGCUUGGCCAAGUUCUUCUCUUACCGCUUGGAGUCAUACAAGGAGCUCACUUGUGA